CUCAGGUGGCGUGGGAAACGCAUUUUGUGUCUUUUGAAGAGUGCAUCGAGCAUCUUUUGGCCGGUACGGGGUAGGAAAAUAAUUGCACGUCUUCCAGCAAACAGAUCAGAAGGAUGGCAAUCAGCAGUAAGAAACCGGUGUCGCUCGGCUUGCGGAAACGGAAGGCGCCCUGGACACCGACACGGGACUCGGCGAGUGACGGCGAGGCAUCGGAUAACCUAGCAAGCGAGGACGAUGUUGACGGUAACAACGAUGGUAGCGAUGAUGAUCAAGAGCACGACGCAAGCGACGCAUCAGUCGAGGAUAGUGAACAGAUGGUCGUCAGCCGAGCGCGGCACAAAGUGACACCGCUGGUGAAGAAGAACGUGGCCGGUAUCAUCUACAUUUCCUCCGUUCCGAAGCACAUGAACGUAACCAUCCUGCGGGAGCUGCUGGAUCCGUAUGGUGAAGUUGGGCGCAUAUACAUGCAACCGGCACGGAAAGGCAACACGGUACGCAAACGAACGGCCAAGGGCAAACGGGCGAUGCUGCAGUACACGGAGGCAUGGGUGGAGUUCGCAAGGCGACGGAUCGCGAAAGCAGUCGUCCAGCAGCUGAACGCGAAACCUAUCAGCACCAGCCGAAAGUCCGUGUUUUGUGACAUCCUGUGGAGCAUGAAGUACCUGCCGCACUUCCAGUGGAUGCAGCUGAGCGAACGGCUGGCCUACGAGAAAGCCGUUGCCCGCCAGAAACUACGCACCGAGGUGGCCCAAGCCCGCAAAGAGGCAUCCUACUUCCAGUCCAAUCUUGAUCGCAGCGAGGCCUCUCGGCGGCGGGCAGGAGCAGGCUCAUCCUCCUCAUCGUCGAAAGGUAGAGGUUCCAAGGUCCCGUAAACCGUCGCACAGCACGCUACUUGCCCUAUUUGGAUGGUUUUUGGUGGAUAUUUCUAUUACGUUUAUUUGAUGAAGCUUUUAUAUGUACAGCAGUUUAGCGGAGCGCGGCUGCAGAACGCAAUUUUCUACGCCUACGCGAUCGAUUAUGUGGAUUAAUAUAAGCAUAAGUUUGUGAUUGCUCGUCCGCUUUGUGUGCGUAUAUAUGGGGAUAUGAUUAUGCGCUACUCUGCACUGUUGGCCCAAAAAAACAGAACAUAGCAGGCCGGUAAUUCCCGGCGAUGUGUCUCCGAAAGAUCUGCCAAACUAUUUUUUUUUGCAUAGGGCCAAAACAUUAAAACGUAAAUUCAUGUAUUAAUGAGGGAUGCAGGGAAUGAAUUUGUACAUUUGAAUUUUGGUUAUAAUUUUAAAAGCGUUUCGCACACACUGCACGUUCGCGUGAAAUACGUAAUUAAGUAUGGUUGGUAAUCGUUUUUAAAUCAUUGAAUUAUUACGAACCAAA
Anopheles aquasalis is the source of this 1371-nucleotide messenger RNA. Its product is annotated as activator of basal transcription 1. Lineage: Eukaryota; Metazoa; Arthropoda; Insecta; Diptera; Culicidae. Gene Ontology annotation, molecular function: RNA binding. The record is from RefSeq and is a predicted model, not a curated record. Gene Ontology annotation, cellular component: nucleolus. Gene Ontology annotation, biological process: endonucleolytic cleavage to generate mature 5'-end of SSU-rRNA from (SSU-rRNA, 5.8S rRNA, LSU-rRNA); endonucleolytic cleavage in 5'-ETS of tricistronic rRNA transcript (SSU-rRNA, 5.8S rRNA, LSU-rRNA); endonucleolytic cleavage in ITS1 to separate SSU-rRNA from 5.8S rRNA and LSU-rRNA from tricistronic rRNA transcript (SSU-rRNA, 5.8S rRNA, LSU-rRNA).